AGGAAGUGCAGUUGGAUUCCACAACACAGAGGAGGACUCACUUGUCCGUACAUGUCUGAGCUACAGAGUGUAUAAAUAAGCUAGAGAAAGUUGUGUGUUUGUGUUAGUCCUGCCGGUUUGGAAACAUGACAGACAUUUUGUUAAAGAUAAAAAACAGCGUGGCGGACAAGAAGAAGACGGCUGUGACGCAGAGUGACGUACAGAAGUGGGGUUUAAAAGGGAUACAGCUGAGACCCUACCAGCUGGAUGGUGUGCAGUGGUUAACUCAGUGCCUGAAGAACCAGCAGGGAUGCAUUUUAGGAGACGAGAUGGGUUUGGGGAAAACCUGUCAGACGAUCUCUCUGCUGGUGUACAUGUCAGGAGCUCUGGGGAAGAAAGGUCCGUUUUUGAUUCUGAGCCCGCUCUCUGUCAUGGAGAACUGGAGAAAGGAGCUGAAAUGCUUCGCCCCCUCUCUGACUGUGCUGGGUUACAAAGGAGACAAAGAGAGACGGGCUGAGCUUCAGAGAGAAACGGACACACAAGAGUUUAAUGUUCUGCUCACCACGUAUGAGCUGUGUCUCAGAGAUGCUUCAUUCUUGAAACGGUGGAGGUGGCAGGUGCUGGUGGUUGAUGAAGCUCACAGACUGAAGAAUCAGAAUUCACUGUUGCACAAAGUCUUGACACAGUUCUCAGUUGGUUUCAGAGUCCUGCUGACGGGGACGCCCAUCCAGAACAACCUGCAGGAACUCUACUCUCUGCUGAGCUUCAUUCAGCCCAGCAUCUUCACAGCUGAUGACUCGGACAACUUUGCCAACGCUUACUCCAACGUGAAAAGUCAACCUGCUCUUGCUGCUGAGCUGCAGAGCAUCCUGGAGCCCUUCCUGCUUCGUAGAGUCAAGUCAGAAGUGGCUGUCGAUCUGCCAAAGAAGACUGAACUGCUGGUGUAUCAUGGCAUGUCGGCUCUGCAGAAAAAAUACUACAAAGCCAUUCUGAUGAAGGAUCUGGAGGCUUUUGGAAAUGACCAGGGAAACAAGAACCGGCUGCUGAACAUCUUGAUGAACUUGAGGAAGUGUGUUGACCACCCGUACCUGUUUGAUGGGGUGGAACCAGAGCCUUUUGAGAUGGGGGAGCAUCUCGUUGAAGCCAGUGGGAAACUUUGCCUUUUGGACAGCAUGCUGACUUUCCUUCACAAAGGCGGCCAUCGGGUCCUGCUGUUCUCUCAGAUGACGAGGAUGCUGGACAUACUUCAGGAUUACAUGGAGUACAGAGAUUACAGCUAUGAACGUCUGGACGGGUCUGUCCGAGGGGAGGAAAGAAAUCUGGCAGUGAAGAACUUCAGCAGCAAAGAUAUCUUUGUCUUUCUGCUCAGCACUAAAGCAGGUGGAGUGGGCCUGAACCUCACAGCAGCUGACACUGUCAUUUUUAUGGACAGUGACUUCAACCCUCAAAACGACCUGCAGGCUGCUGCACGCUGCCAUCGGAUUGGUCAGAACAGGCCGGUGAAAGUGAUUCGCCUUCUGGCAAGAGACACUGUGGAGGAAAUCAUGUAUUCUCGUGCUGUAUCCAAGUUGCACCUCACCAACACUGUUAUUGAAGAGGGACGCUUCUCUUUGCUGGACCAGGCUCAGUCAGCUGCUGCAGGACUGCAGCUCAGUGAGAUCUUGAAGUUUGGAGUAGAUAAGCUUUUGUCUUCGGAGGAGAGCUCUGUACAGGAUGUGAAACUGGAGAAGAUCCUCGGUCCAUCACGUGGCGGUCAGUGGGUGGAUGAAGACUUCACCUCUCUCAGAGAAGGGGAGGAGGAGGAAGAGAACGGCUCUGAAUCUGACGCCCAGAACCACAUGUACUACUUUGAGGGGAAGGACUACAGUAAGGACCCCAGCUCUGAGGACCAGACCAGCUUUGACCGUUUGUUGGAGGAGCAGCUGGCCGAGUUCCAGAAAACUGCAGGAGAGGGACGAGCUCUGAGACACAAAGCUGGAUUUUCCCUGUCAGUAGCCUUUGGGAUUCCCACAAGGAAGAGGAAACCUCUCACUGAGGCCGAGCUGGAGAUGCGACGCCAGAGACGAGAGGAGGCUGCAGCCAAGAGAGCCAAAACUCAGGAGGAAGCAAAGAAAAAGCAGCAAGAGCAGAAACACAAGAAAAAAAUGGCGUGGUGGGAGUCUUGCGGCUACAGAACGUCCUGCCUGCCAUCUGUGGACAGCGAGGAGGACGAAGAAGACGAAGAGGAUGAUAGCAGCGUAUGCUCCACUGACUCUGACAGCACGGCCAUCAACUAUGUUCUGGGGGAUGUUACUCAUCCUCACACCGCUCAGGGAGACGCUAUUAUCGUCCACUGUGUUGAUGACUCAGGUCGGUGGGGCCGGGGAGGCUUGUUUACUGCGCUUGAGGUAAGAUCAGAUGAACCACGGAAGAAGUAUGAGUUGGCUGGCAAGAUGAAAGAUUUGGACCUUGGACAUGUGCUGCUCUUCCCCAUCGAUGACAAACAGUCCAGAUUAAGUGGCCAGGAUCAAUUGGCCCUGAUCGUAGCACAGCAGCGAGACAGAGCGAACAACUUGUCUGGCAUCUUUCUAACUGCUCUUGACGAAGGUCUGAAGAAGAUUUACGCUGCAGCUAAAAGAAACAAAGCAAGUGUCCAUCUUCCUCGCAUCGGCCACUCCACCAAAGGCUUCAACUGGUACGGCACAGAGAGGCUCAUCAGGAAACACCUGGCCUCCAGAGGCAUCCCCACAUUCAUAUACUAUCACAGCAGAGCAGCAAAGAAAACAGUUCCACCUCAGGCAUCCACCUCUGCGACCUCAGCAUCAACAUCCUCCCCCGAACCGCAGCCGCACAACCCAGACAGGCUGAGUGAAGACGAGACAGAAACAGAAACCUCCGGCCCCUCGACUUCUCUCCAGAGUUGCGGCCCUGCAGAGCUCCCUGAAUUCAUGAGGGGAGUCCGUGUGUUUUUCUACAACCUGUCUGCAACAGAGAGGAAGAGGCUGGCCCGCUACCUCAUCACUUAUGAUGGAGAUGAGGAGGAGAUCAUGAGUCCGGACGUCACCCACAUCGUCGCAGAGGUGGAGAACAGCGUCCACACACAGGAGCUCCAGGAUCUGGUGCGUCAGUACACUCAGGCUGUCCCCGUGCAGAAGGACUGGUUGGAGUCCUGCUUCUCCAAACAACGAAAAGUCGACACUGCUCCGUUCCUCCAUCUGCUCAGAUAACACUGUGUUUCACUGUUUUUUUAAUCUCUCUUUUUUUAAACUUUCCUUUUGGGUCGAGCUUGAAUGGACUUGCUUGAAAAUACUUAAAAUGAUAUCAGAGCAAUUUGCACUCAGUGGCUUAUAGUUAGUUUAUUUUUAUUUAUGUGUCAUGCAAAACAUCUGGCCCAAUCUACAUACAUCUUCUGGGAAUAUAUAAAUAAAUAUAAAGAGCAAAAGUAAUGCAGUUAACUUGGGCUGGGCGAUAUGACCAAUGUGUGUGUAUUUACAGGCUGAACGGUGAUACACAAUAUAUAUCUCAGUAUUUUCUACAAAAUGGGCGACAUGUUUUCAGUUGCAAGUCAAAUCCACAUUUGAGAUGUCAAAAGCACUUUUAUGAAAACAGACGUGAUCAAAAUAAAAUGUAAAGACAGGGAUUUUAUUCCCCCUGUUUGAAAAUUAUGAAAAAAAUAAAUAGCAGGGCACUAAACUAUAACAUGAGUAUAAAAGUAUCCAGUAGGCCUAAAUCCAUUGUAGUUUGGAACAAUCAGAAAUCUUUGCGGGCAGAGUUAAAACAUUAUUUUCCAUCUGUUGGGCUUUUAAAUUAAUCUUUUCAUUUUUAUUUUGCACAGAGCAUCAACAGAGAGGCAGAGGGAGGGAAGGAGCGAGAGACACUUUGUCCUCGUUAUAUACGUUCUAUAUAUAAAAUGUCUCUGCUGUCGAUGCAUUUUUUUUUUUUUUUUUUAUUAACACAUCUGUCGCCUGCAUUCAGGCGCUGUCUCCAUAUCACACAUUAGACCACAGCUACCAAGAAGAAGAACAGCAAUGCACUUCGAGCCACCUCAAGCUACUUCUUGCCUUAAGAUAUAUCAAUAUAUCGUACGUAGUCAUUACAUUGCCCAGCCCUACAAUUAACACAUUAUAAAGCAGGGUGAGAAUUAAAAGAGACCUCACAAUAUAUGAUAUUAUCAAGAUACUCCAGUCAUGAUACAGUAUCACUGCAAUUUUUAACAUUUUGAAAUAUGCUGAGUAUUGCAGUAGCAUAUAUUGUGAUUUAUUAUGUUGUUCAACUACGCAUUAUGUCCGCCAAACUUUGUCAGCAACUGUGUUAUCUGAUAAGAUACAAGUUUUCUGUCUGUUCAUUUCACGUCAGUCAUUUUAUCUGCUGCAAAAAUGUUUCUAGAGGACUGAAAAUGCACUUGAUUUUAUUGUACUAGUAGGCGGCUGGAAGUUGCAAUAUUAGUAAUUUAUGUAAUAAAAAAAAUCAAUACUUUG
Molecule: messenger RNA, 4436 nt
Organism: Epinephelus fuscoguttatus (brown-marbled grouper)
Lineage: Eukaryota; Metazoa; Chordata; Actinopteri; Perciformes; Serranidae
Gene: chd1l
Product: chromodomain helicase DNA binding protein 1-like
Exons: 25
Coding region: 126-3185 (1019 amino acids)
Biological process (GO): chromatin remodeling; DNA repair
Cellular component (GO): nucleus
Molecular function (GO): ATP binding; ATP-dependent chromatin remodeler activity; DNA helicase activity
Source: RefSeq, a predicted model, not a curated record